Molecule: messenger RNA, 1289 nt
Organism: Nymphaea colorata (pocket water lily)
Lineage: Eukaryota; Viridiplantae; Streptophyta; Magnoliopsida; Nymphaeales; Nymphaeaceae
Product: E3 ubiquitin-protein ligase MIEL1
Exons: 12
Coding region: 244-1041 (265 amino acids)
Biological process (GO): ubiquitin-dependent protein catabolic process; protein ubiquitination
Cellular component (GO): nucleus
Molecular function (GO): zinc ion binding; ubiquitin protein ligase activity
Source: RefSeq, a predicted model, not a curated record
GGAAACAAAAGCUUAUUGGUUAAUCUUGGGAGCGAACCCACGCCUUCCCCAAAAAGAAAGAAGCAAGGAAAGCUUUCUAUCGAUCUCUUUCUUUCUGUCUUUGUUCCUGGGGCCUCUUUCUCUCUCUCUCUCUCUCACCUGCCCUUGUUCUCUGCUGCACUGUCCCUCCUCCUUUGGUGGGUGGGCCUUUCUGCAACCCACCCACCACCUCUCAAUCUCUCUCUCUCUCUCUCUGUGAACAGGAUGGAUAAUCCACACUCUGGGAAGCUUGAAUAUGGAUGCAAACACUACAGGAGGAGAUGCAAGAUAAGAGCGCCUUGUUGCAACGAAGUGUUUGCGUGCAGGCACUGCCACAAUGAGAUUAUGAAUCAUUGGAGCAGUGAUAAUCCCCAUGAACUUGUUAGGCACAACGUUGAGCGCGUCAUUUGUGCAGUUUGUGAUACUGAGCAGAAGGUGUCUCAAAUAUGCGUAUCAUGUGGUGUCAACAUGGGGGAAUAUUUCUGUGGCGUUUGUAAAUUCUACGAUGAUGAUACUACCAAGGAACAGUUUCACUGCACUGACUGUGGAAUCUGCAGAGUUGGUGGGGCUGAAAAAUUUUUCCACUGCAAGAAGUGUGGAUCUUGUUACUCUAAUGAAUUACGUGGCAACCAUUCAUGUGUGGAGAAUUCAAUGAGGCACAACUGUGCAGUUUGCAAUGAGUAUCUCUUUGAUUCCCUGCUAGAUACAACUGUAUUAAGGUGUGGGCACACCAUGCAUGUAGAGUGUUUCAGGGAAAUGACAGAGCAUGAGCAAUACUCAUGUCCAAUAUGCUCUAAGGCCAUGUUUGACAUGUCAAAAGUCUGGAAGCAGAUGGAUGAUGAGGUUGCUGCAACAAUCAUGCCUGAAGAUUAUCGAUACAUGAAGGUUUGGAUCCUCUGCAACGACUGUAGUGCCACCAGUGAGGUUUUCUUCCAUGUAAUUGGGCUGAAAUGUCAGACCUGCGGUUCAUACAAUACACGGAAAACAGCAACACCCACUGUCAACGGUGAAAUUGCUCAAUGAGAGAUUAUUGGUGAAGGAACCUCGGUAUUGUUUCUAACCUAUUUCAUUGUUGGUCAUCAAAGCAAAACUGUUUCUGUGAUGUAUGAAGGGACUCAUUGGAAUCUGGCAACCAAUAAUCUUCUUGUAACUAUCAAUUCUUUUUCACUGAUUCCAUCAAUGGUUGCUUCACUCGGUAUAAAUUGACUAUGUAUCAUUAUGAACUUUGUAUUAUCGGUCAUACCUGAAAUACAGGACUCUCUCUCUCUCUC